Molecule: messenger RNA, 1803 nt
Organism: Bipolaris oryzae ATCC 44560
Lineage: Eukaryota; Fungi; Ascomycota; Dothideomycetes; Pleosporales; Pleosporaceae
Exons: 1
Coding region: 1-1803 (600 amino acids)
Source: RefSeq, a predicted model, not a curated record
AUGCGUUACUCUCUUGUUGCUGCCGCCAUUGUCGGCUCAACGAUGGCGGCCCCGCAGUACUACGAGGCACUCCCAUCUGGCUACGGCAGCAUUCCCUCUUACCCUGCCUCGCCGCCACCGCCCUAUCCCACAUCUACUCCAUGUGAUGAAGAGACUACGCCCACGCCCACGCCUACGCCCAGCACUCCAGCUGCCGCUGUCUCGACCCCAGGCUCGAGUGCCCCAGUCUACCCAGCCUCAAGCUUCCCUGCUUAUCCUGCUGAGAGCUACCCUGCCUAUCCUGCCUCAAGCUACCCUGCCUAUCCUGCCUCAAGCUAUCCAGCUAAGAGCAGCCCAAGUACUCCAGCUGGCGCUAUCUCAACUCCUGCUUCAGGCACCCCAAGCACUCCAGCUGGUGCUAUCUCAACCCCAGCCUACCCAGCUUCUAGCUACCCAGCCUACCCAGCUUCAAGCUACCCUGCCUAUCCUGCCUCAAGCUACCCAGCUAAGAGUAGCCCAAGCACUCCGGCUGGCGCUGUUUCAACUCCCGCUUCAAGCACCUCAGUGGUCUCAUCAAGCACUAUCGACUGCGAGGAGGAAUCGAGCACUCCAGUUGGCGCUGUCUCAACUCCUGCUUCAGGCACCCCAAGCACUCCAGCUGGUGCUAUCUCAACCCCAGGCUCGAGUGUCCCAGUCUACCCAGCCUCGAGCUACCCAGCCUACCCAGCUUCUAGCUACCCGGCUUACCCAGCCUCGAGCUACCCGGCUUACCCAGCCUCGAGCCAACCUGGAUAUCCUGCCUCGAGCUACCCUCCCUACCCCACUGGCAAAGUCUCCUCAAGCUACCCAGUCCAAUCUUCGUCCACGGCAACUCACCCUGAGGAUAUCACCACGACUUAUACUAGCACCAAGACCACCUUUGUGCCAUGUUCUACCUCUAUUGGUACUGGGUCGCAUUCGGGGAUUAUUUACUCCACUUAUCUCACCGCAUCAUACACUCCUAUCAUCGUAACCUCCACGAUCUAUGGAUGCGGAGACAAGUGCCCGAAGCCAACACCCUCCUCGGGUGUCCCACAGUACCCUGCUGUAACUCCUCCCUCGCCUCAGCAGAGCCAGCCUAGCCAGCCUAACCAGCCUGUCUAUCCUCAGCAAUACCAACCUCCUUCGCCUCAGCAGAGCCAGCCCAGCCAGCCUAACCAGCCUGUCUAUCCUCAGCAGAACCAGCCUCCGUCGUCUCAGCAGAACCAGCCUCCUGCGCCUUACUGCCCUCCUGCUGGAGCCGUCACAGUAACUGUAACUCAGACCCAGACUGUAACAACGACUGUUACCCCCGAGGCCUAUGAACAUGAGUACACUCCAGGACCAGUUCCUUAUCCCAAUGGACCUAAGCCGUCUUACCCAGCUGGACCCAUGCAAUCUUACCCAGCCGGACCUAAGCCAUCUUACCCUGCAGGCGCUCAGUCUUCUCCCUACUACCCUAUCCCAAGCAGCACCUCUCAGGGACCUCGCCCUACGGGAUACGUGCCAUCGAGCAGCAUGAGCUCUCCUAGCUACCCUGCUGCCUCGCCAUCCCCCGCAAAGGGCUACCCUGCUGUUUCACCCUCUCCCUACCCAGGUAAUAGUUACCCGGCUGCCUCGCCUUCUCCUUAUCCCGGAAACGGCUACCCAGCUGCAUCGCCUUCUCCUUACCCAGGUAACGGCUACCCGGCUGCCUCGCCUUCUCCUUAUCCCGGAACCGGCUACCCAGCUGCAUCGCCAUCUCCUGCCCCUGGAGGUGACUACGGCUACACCGGCUACAGCGGUUACCCCACCGAGGAUAACUAG